AUUAUGCCGUAGCUUCUCGAUUGACCCCUAAUCCUCCAUUCUUCGUCUUCGUUUCAAAUUACUCUGUCAAUCACUGACCUCACUCCGACCUCGCAACUCACUCCUCCCAUGGCGCUCGCUCACUUCCUUCCGGCCAUUCCCCUUGAAACCUCAAGGCACCCGAAAACUUCGAUUCCCCCAUUGUCUUCUUCCAAGCGUCUGCUAUCUGUACCUUUCUCCUCUGCUUUUCUCAGGUCCAGAGCUUCUUCUCAAGUCUCUAUCUUUACCGGGCUCGGUCGGAUUGGCCGUUUAGCAAAAGCUCAGUCUCAAGAAGCUGAUGUGAGCUCAGCUUCUGCUGAUGCCUUUACUGGGUUCAAGCAUCUGCUCUUGCCAAUUACAGACCGAAAACCGUUUCUUUCUGAAGGAACAAGACAGGCUAUAGCAACCACUGCUUCUUUGGCGAAGAAGUAUGGGGCUGACAUCACUGUUGUGGUUAUUGAUGAAAGGCAGAAAGACUCCUUGCCAGAGCAUGAGAACCAGCUCUCUAGCAUCCGAUGGCAUCUUUCUGAAGGUGGAUUCCAGGAAUUCAAAUUGUUAGAAAGACUAGGGGAGGGCGCUAAGCCAACGGCCAUCAUUGGGGAGGUUGCUGAUGACCUUAAUCUGGAUUUAGUGGUUAUAAGCAUGGAAGCCAUUCAUUCCAAACAUGUGGAUGCAAACCUACUAGCUGAGUUCAUUCCUUGCCCUGUCAUUCUUUUACCAUUGUAAACUGUUGUAACCUUUCAGAUCUAAAGGAUUUACUUUUAUAGCAUCUUUGAUCUCCAUUUCUUUGUUCAGACUUCAUAGAGAGAGAGAGAGAGAGACCUUUUGCUAUCUGUGUCAUUUGUCAAUAUUGCUUGCUCUGAUUGGGAAUGGUUGUGUUGUGGUAGCUGUGUUUGAGACUUUGGAGAGUUAAAAACUUUAAACAUAGCGGUGGCUCCAAGUUAAGGAGGUUGUUUCUCUUAUAGCUUGUAAAUUUAUUGGAAAUGUGUGUCCUAAUAAUCCCCAAUCAAGCACCAAGUGAUAAGUCGUUUUACUUCUUUAUUUA
Humulus lupulus (European hop) is the source of this 1063-nucleotide messenger RNA. RefSeq lists its product as uncharacterized. Lineage: Eukaryota; Viridiplantae; Streptophyta; Magnoliopsida; Rosales; Cannabaceae. The transcript has 5 exons. The record is from RefSeq and is a predicted model, not a curated record. The coding region runs from base 109 to 744 and encodes 211 amino acids.